Drosophila busckii is the source of this 316-nucleotide messenger RNA. RefSeq lists its product as uncharacterized. The transcript has 2 exons. The record is from RefSeq and is a predicted model, not a curated record. Lineage: Eukaryota; Metazoa; Arthropoda; Insecta; Diptera; Drosophilidae. The coding region runs from base 100 to 222 and encodes 40 amino acids.
CUGGCUUUGGCGUUUUAUUAAAUCGCUUGUGUAUUUUUGAUUUCUCGUUCAAUUUGGUUCUAAGUCUCGCCGCGUGUGCAUCGACGCGGUUGUCUCGCCAUGGUGCUGUUAAAAGUGAUCAAAUAUCUUGUGGGUUGCGUGAUACGUGUCUGCAAUGAGCUGUCCCAGAACAUGAGCUCGCUGAAUAAGAUGUUUAAAUAUCAUCUGCUGGAUGCAAAUUAAGCAAAGUCCUUUAAAACGUAAUACGAAUGUACCUGGCAAUACUAUAUUUAUAGAAUCUGUUAUUUGUUCAACAAUAAAAAAUAUCACAAUACAA